CUUCCUUUCUUUUAUGUAGCUACAAAUAUGUGCCUGUUACUACAUUGCCAUAUUUCCCCUUCCUGUACGCGCUCUCCCACUUACGAGCAGUUUUCUGUCAAACAUCUUUCGGAUAUUUUAGCGCGAAGCAAGCCAAGUUGGUUUCAGUCAGAUGGUGAUUUUUUUCGUGUCUACGUGUCUUAGAAGAUUUUUUCUUUGAAUUCCGCACUAUCACAUUUUUCCAAUAAUAACGCCAGAAAUGACUAUGUUGAAGCAGCAUGCAAAGCAGCUGUUGCGUCGAUUCAUUAGAAUUGACACAAAAAGUGAUAGAGCAUUAGAUACGCUAGUUGCGAAUGUCGGGGAACAAGAUUUGUUGCGACAUCGCCCAUACUCGGAGAUUCCAGGACCCAAGCCAAUUCCUUUGCUAGGCAACAAUUGGCGAUUUUUGCCUUUUAUAGGGGACUUUGAUAUACAGUCAAUAGACAAAUUGUCAAAAAGACUGCACUCUCAAUACGGCGAUAUUGUGAAGAUAGAAGGUCUUCUAAACAGACCCGACAUGGUAUUCGUAUAUGAUGCAAAUGAAAUCGAACGAAUUUUUCGACGGGAAGAAAAAAUGCCACAUCGACCUUCCAUGCCAUCACUUGAUUAUUACAAGCAUGUACUGCGAAAAGAUUUCUUUCAGGCUAAUCCGGGUGUCAUAGCCGUACACGGUGAGAAUUGGUAUAAUUUUCGAAGCAAGGUACAGCAGGUGAUGUUACAGCCAAGAAUCGCGAGAAUGUACAUUGGCGCGAUCGAAGAAGCGAGCACGGCACUAAUUCGCAGAAUAGCAAAGAUACGGGAUCGGAAGCACGAGGUACCCGACGACUUUCUCAAUGAAAUGCACAAAUGGUCUUUAGAAUCUAUUGCGCGUGUCGCAUUGGAUGUGCGCUUAGGUUGUUUGGACGACAAUGCAAAUGCGGAAACACAAAAGCUCAUAGAUGCGUUGAUCACAUUCUUUAAAAACGUGCCUGUGCUCGAAUUAAAGAUACCUUUUUGGAAAAUCUUUAGUACACCUACGUGGCAGCAAUACGUAAAUUCUUUGGAUACAAUUGUGAGUACCAUAUCAAAAUAUACAGCCGCUGCUUUGUCGAGGGCCAAGAACAAUAGGGAUUCGGACAGGGAACUGUCUCUUUUGGAAAGAGUUCUAGCUUGUGAAGGCGAUACGAAAGUAGCUUCUAUCCUUGCUCUAGAUUUGUUCUUGGUUGGAGUUGACACGACGUCGUCUUCGGUGGCCUCGGUCCUCUAUCAGUUAGCGCUACAUCCAGAAAAACAGGCUUUAGCGCAUGAGGAAAUAUGCAAUGUUCUUUCGCAAAGAGACGUGCCUCUCGAGAUGACAAAUAUUGACAAUUUAAAAUAUUUGAAGGCGUGCAUUAAAGAAACUUUGAGGAUGUAUCCAGUUGUCAUAGGCAAUGGGCGAACUACAACUUCGGAUAUUGUAAUCAGCGGCUAUCGCGUACCGAAAGGAGUGCAUGUGGUAUUUCAACACUACGUCAUUAGCAAUCUAGAGAAAUACUUUCCGCAAAGUAGCGAGUUCCUCCCGGAACGAUGGUUAUGCGACGACGGUGUCCGCCAUGCGUUUGCUUCACUUCCUUUCGGUUACGGUAGACGAAUGUGUUUGGGGCGACGAUUUGCCGAUCUCGAAAUGAUUAUCGUCAUUACCAAGAUUCUUCAACGUUACAAAAUAGAAUAUCACCAUGAAAAAUUAGAGUAUUACAUUAAUCCAAUGUACACGCCAAAAGGACCGUUAAAAUUGCGAUUUAUUGAGAGAUAAUAACAUUUAUACUUUUUUAAUAUAAAAUAAAAAGAACGCAAUCG
Monomorium pharaonis (pharaoh ant) is the source of this 1833-nucleotide messenger RNA. RefSeq names its product probable cytochrome P450 49a1. NCBI's taxonomy places the organism in Eukaryota, Metazoa, Arthropoda, Insecta, Hymenoptera, Formicidae. The record is from RefSeq and is a predicted model, not a curated record. The coding region runs from base 239 to 1789 and encodes 516 amino acids. Gene Ontology annotation, molecular function: oxidoreductase activity, acting on paired donors, with incorporation or reduction of molecular oxygen; iron ion binding; heme binding. The transcript is spliced from 12 exons.